Messenger RNA from Penicillium oxalicum, 3201 nucleotides. RefSeq lists its product as uncharacterized. Lineage: Eukaryota; Fungi; Ascomycota; Eurotiomycetes; Eurotiales; Aspergillaceae. The coding region runs from base 1 to 3201 and encodes 1066 amino acids. The record is from RefSeq and is a predicted model, not a curated record. Gene Ontology annotation, molecular function: ATP binding; protein kinase activity. The transcript is spliced from 8 exons. Gene Ontology annotation, biological process: protein phosphorylation; regulation of mRNA processing; spliceosomal complex assembly.
AUGAGCCAGUUCCAGCUUUUUCCUCCGCCCUCGCCGGAGAGGGCCGAGGCUAAGAUCGAGAAGAAUCCAUUUCGCAGAGGUGCCAGGAAAGCCUCAACAUUGGCCGAGCAGCAUCCGUCUCCAAUCAGCCUUCAUGAGAUCAAUGGCUCUCCAAAAACUGAGACAGUAUUACUGCAAAUCAUUGAAGACACUUCGUCAUUUCCUCGUCCGCCGUCUCGAACGCAUGUUGCCAGAUCCCGCUCCCCAGCGUCGACGGCGGCCCUUCCGCAAGCCAAGUCUUCUCCUCUGCUUCACGGUCAGAGCUGUCAAGGUAGCAAAGUCGUCAGUCGUCCCUUGCCAUUACGGGACAGUGCAGACAAAGAGAGAGGGAGCAGCAGUUCCAGCAGCCAUCAAGUUAGCAGCGCAGAUACGUCGCCACAGUCAUCUCAGUCAUCUGUGUCGCCAAUUCCAAUGAGAUCAAUGUUUCCCCGUUUCGAUCCCAACUUCCCUACGAAUAGAUCCAAUGCACGACCUCCUCCUUCCAAGCUCGGUGAAAGCCAAAGGAAAAAGUCAAGAAAACCGCAACUCACUCUCAACACAUCUUCCGAGAUAGACAGUGUCCUGGGGCCGAAGACUGUUCCGGCGAGCGUAUUGAAUUUCCCCAACGGUAUUGCUGAUUCGGAGGAGAUACGAUAUUCAACCCCAUACGAACUAGAAGUCCUAUGGGAAGCUGCGAAUGGGCAAAGACCGAAGAAUCUGGCUGGAACUUUCAGCAUGCAUUUUGCCAGGACUGAGCCCGCAACUUUCGCAUUGGGACAUAUGCAACAACCAUUGUACACGUUAGAAACAUUUGAGAACGACGAGCUGUCAAUCUCUCGAGGGAUGCCGAGUAAGGCCAACAGCAACGUGUCGGUCAUGUCACUUAAUCUCGAGGACCGUCGACGUCGUGAGCAUCCUCACGACGGCCUGGUGACUCUACUGUUCUCUAGGCUAGCCGCGAUGCUUGCCAUUGAACAAGCAGAAGACAUCGCCAAACUCCACCUUUUGAACCCCUCCGAGGCCGCCAAAAUCGAGACUGAGGCUCUCAAUCGAGCAUCCGCCCAAGAGUCUUGCCGUCUGUCGUGGAAUCGCAAUUUGAGACUCUAUGAGCUGCGCCAUCCCCAGGUAGCAAGAAGACAGCCUCUUGCGCUUGUGGGGGCCGGGGGGAUUCCACUCUCACCAGUACAGUCCGCACCUUCGGGAGUCCUGUUCAUCACUGUCUCUGCACCGUCGAACGACGUUACUCCUCGACAGGCCCCCACGAUACUGGUGACGAAUCCCUCAUCCUCGACAGCCCUGGCGGUGGCGCAGCAGGCUGCGAAUUCACGAACAUCGACCCUCCCCGUCGCUGAUUCGGACGAGCCGCUCGUCGCGCUGGACUUGACGACCCGCACGCUUACGAUAUCACCCGCUGCGAUUAUCGCCACGAUACCAUCGUUGUAUGCGGUCGACUCGGUGAUUGCGGCUGUACUCGCCGUCGCCGUCUCGGACGAGGCUACGAACCCUAUAUUAGCCGAUAUGGAGGUCGAGCCACCCAGUCAUCAUGCUCAAGACUCACAAGCUGGACCGGGAAUCUGCGCUCCCUAUCGGGGCCCACUCAUCACGACUCAAGCGGAGCGCGAAGACUACGCUGAAAGUCUUCAACUUGCAUCACAAAUUCGAGCUGCAAAGGACGAGACAGAUUCGAAAAAGAAACGACGAAACCUCUUCAAAUUUUGGAGCACAGACCGCUCCUCCACAUCUGGCCAGGCGCCAGGUACCAGCAAGAACCAAGAGAUUGUGGUGGAGGAAUUCGAUCUCGAAAAAUAUGGCCGCUAUGGCACGGGCUCUUCCCGAGAAGGCAAAAAACUUCCAGGAAUCACGCGUACCUUGUUGAGAUUAUUGUUCCUGGGCCUCAAUUUGAUCAUCAAGGGUAUGACUUUGUUAGUUAAGAUAUUGGCUUGGCUUUUGGAACUCCCAGAAUUGUAUUUCAUCUCGUUCUCCAUGCAGUGGGCUACAAAUAUAGAGAUCUUUUACUUGGCAGAGGAAGGUAUGUCGAAGUACAAACCUGGCGGUUAUCAUCCGGUCAGCCUUGGAGAUACCUUCAAAAAUGGUCGCUACAGCGUCCACCACAAGCUGGGAUGGGGAGGAUUUUCAACUGUUUGGCUCGCGAAAGAUACCGUCAAAGGUGAAUGGGUCUCCUUGAAAAUUAUGACGGCAGAGCAUCAACGGCCUCGGGAGCUGCUGCAUCUGAACAGUCUCAAGGAAUUGUCAAACGCAUCAUCACCUUCGAGCAAAUACAUUGUGCAAGUUCUCGAUUCGUUCAAACACCGGGGUCCCAACGGUGAGCAUCAGUGCCUCGUCUUUGAGUUACUUGGUCCCUCUGUUUACCAAGUCUUGAAAUGGCAUGAUGAGCAGCAUAUCAAGUUAUUUUCGAAUACUAUCAUUCGGAUGACUACCCAGCUUCUCGAAGCCUUGAAAUUGAUCCAUGGCGCUGGAAUUUGUCACGGUGAUGUCAGUGCGAAAAACAUCGCAUUCUGUUUCUCAAGGCCCUCGAACAAACGCUCGAUCACAACAGAGCAACAACUCUUUGAGAUCAUGGGAUCCCCAAAGACUAUGAAAACCCCCGACCGAAAAGAUGAUCCCAGUUUACCGGCAGAGCUGGUUCAAACUGCAGAAUGGACUAAUUUUUCACGAGGCAAUAAGCCCAAAGAUCUAGCCCAGCCACCACCAUUGCGUGCACCUGAACUCAUUUUUGAGGACCGUUUGGAUUAUCGCGUUGAUCUUUGGUGUGCGGGGUGCACGAUCUAUUCGCUUGUUUUCUGCAAUGGUCCAUUUAUGCAUCUUGGUCCGGGUGCAACCUUGGUCUUCCAGAUGAUUCACUUUAUCGGCAGUCUGCCAGCUUGCUGGGAACCCACCUGGAAGAUCAUGCAGGGAAGGCUUGAUGACAGGUUUGCAAUACAACCGGACACCAAGCCAUGUCUCAAACAAGACUUUGAUACGGAUGUGCAAAGCCCGAAACUGAAGGCUCUUCUACCGGUAAUUGAAGGAUUGAUGCGAUAUGAACCGGGAGACCGCACUUCAGCAGAGACAGCCCUGAACUUGCUCAACGCACAGCUUGAUAUGCUGAACCUACAGAGCAAUCGCAGAAAACUUGAGAAGAGCAGGAGAUCCAAUCAUGGCCGACGUCGCCGGCGUCGUUAG